Aplysia californica (California sea hare) is the source of this 802-nucleotide messenger RNA. RefSeq names its product copine family protein 1. The record is from RefSeq and is a predicted model, not a curated record. Lineage: Eukaryota; Metazoa; Mollusca; Gastropoda; Aplysiida; Aplysiidae.
ACUCCUGUGUUCUGUGACGAGGAAAGAGAACCCCACUAUCAGCGGUGAUAACAACAGCAACAACGACAACAACAAUUUUAAAACACAGCACAUUGACAGCAGCAUAAUAAGCAACAUCGACUGCAAUUAUAUAAGGCAGUAGAAAAGAAAAUACAACAGCAACGGCAGCAACAGUGAAGAAACACCAAAGACAGCAGCAAACAGCAAUUGUGAUUGUGUUGGUCGGUCUGUGCCUGUGUGUGUGUGACACGUGACAAAGAUGUCGGCGGAACUUGUCUCCCUGGUGGUGCUGGUGGUCAUCGUGGUGUUGUUGCUGCUCUACUGUACACGCAGAAGGCGUACGGUUCCAGUCGCAGGUACCCCGGUGGAAGCCGAGGAGCGUCGACUGAUCAAAGAGGUGCACGAAGAGACCAUGACAGUGUCCAGCAAGAAGAUUCUGUUCGCCAACAUGGAGAAGGCGGAGACUCUGUACGAGAUGCUGCAGUCGCAGACAGUGCACGAGGUGGCCAGUAAAGUGAGCUCUCUGGACGAGGUGAGCGCCGUCAUCCACAAGGCAGGGUUGGAGACAUGCAACCUGAUCUUUGGUAUUGACUACACUGGCUCCAACUACCUUCAGGGCAAAAAGACAUUUGGCGGGAAAUGUUUGCACGACAUCAACCCAGAUCGCCUUAAUCCUUACCAAAGUGUGAUCUGUACCCUCGGUGAGACUCUGGAGCCAUUCGACGACGACGGUGUUAUCCCGGCUUUUGGCUUCGGAGACGCCUACACCAAGGACCACUCAGUCUUCUCGCUCAGGCCAGAA